Molecule: messenger RNA, 32844 nt
Organism: Lepus europaeus (European hare)
Lineage: Eukaryota; Metazoa; Chordata; Mammalia; Lagomorpha; Leporidae
Product: mucin-16-like
Source: RefSeq, a predicted model, not a curated record
AUGUGUCAUGGACAAGUCCUCCUUCCCCUGGUCCCUCAACCUGCAGUAACCCCCGCCUCCCCUCUUUACUCCACGUUAUCAGGGAGUAGCUGCACCACUCCUCCGCUUGUGCCCUCACCACUCAGCACGGAGGGGCUGCACACGAGUCCCACACUGAGGACCAGACCAACUCCAAACACCAGGAGCACCUUGGGGCAGAUUCUGGUCACUUGCAAAGCUGCUGCCGACACCGAAAGAGUGCAUCCUUCUGAGAGGACGGAGGUGACCGAUCUGGGGACCAGCAGCUCUGCGCAGGCGCCACAUUCCUCCACUGCAUCGGGCUCGGAGACACGCAAGGUCACACCACCGGGGGUUUCCACAGUCCCCACAGGGGAUGCAAGUGUUUCCAGGGAAUCUCCUCUUCACACAGGGCAAGCUUCCUCCCUGACAAGUGGGUUUCUGGAGACCAAACCAUCUGAGGGGACCACGUCAACUGCAGGGUCGGGCGCCGGCCCUUCUGAGCUGCCCGCUGGUGCUUCUGCUGGGGACUCUAGUACGGGGGUCAUCUCCCUUAGCGAAGCACACAAUGCUACCCCGACCCAAUCUGCAGAGCCACCCCACAGCCCCGCGGGAAAGCUCUCCAGGCUCUCCGGUUCCCCAACCAGGAGAGAAUCUGCAGAUGUGACCAUGGCCACCCACUCGGGGCAUCCUGAGGCUACCACACCCAGCACUCUCCCUGGGGAAAAGGCACCCACAGCAUGGCAGGCAGGGACCACAUCCAUGGAGAGUGACCACCCAGAGGAGACUGGUCUCCUGAGCACGGGCCCUGAGCAUGUGUCCAGGGCAGGCACGGCCUCUGUGGAGGAAGCAGCCUCUGUCUCUGCCCUGCUGUCCUCCCCUGCGGUGACCCCACCUUCUCCUGCUCCCUCCACACUACCCGCGAGCAGCCCCUCCUCUCCUCCGGCCACUUCUGCCCAGCUUACCCCUGGUCUCAUGAAGACCACAGAAGUUUUAAGCCCAAGCCCGGAACCAGAAUCCAGUCCAUCUCUAAAUCUGAGUAGCACCCCAGUUAGUGCACUGGGCUCCUCUGAAGUCACCCCAGAGUCAGAGAACGUUCCCCCUUCCUCAGAGGCAGCUGCGACCACAGUGGAGACCACCAGUGCUGCACAAGGACCCGUUUCCUCUGCCCCAGCUGACCCAGAGUCAUCCACAGCCAUGUCUCCACAGGUAGCCGCCUCCCCCUUGGGGGACACAAGGUUUGUCCCAUCAACCCCUGACCUCUUUGACACUACCAGGACACACAGAGGGUCAGUCUCCUCUCUGACCACUGGGCUGAGAGCAACCAGCUCCUCUGAGGGAAGCAGCCCAGCAAGAGAGACCAGCACUGGCCCAUCUGAAGGGGCCACCGGUACUGCCACUACAGUGUCCAGGGCGGACGUCAUCUCUUCUGGAAAGAUACCCGCCCUACAGCCAGGUGGAACCCCACAGUCACCAGGCACCCCUACUGGAGUGACCUCUGGGUUCUCCGGUUCCUCUGUCACGGCAGCAUCUGUGGGCACGACCAUCACCAAGUCAGGUCAUGGUGGAGCCACACCACAGAGGACCCUCACUGGGGACACACCAACCAGAACCGCAUGGGUGGGAGCCCCCUCAGCUGUGACUCCGAGGAUACUUCAGUCAGAGGUCACCACUCGUGGAAGCACAGGUCCUGAGCAUGUGUCAAGGACUCUCCCAGCCACUACGGAUGAAACAACUUCUGGUUCCUCCGUGCUGGCUUCCCCUUCCAUGACCCCACGACCUGCGUCCUCCACCUUAGCAGAGGACAGCACCUCUUUCUCUCUCCCCACUCCGUCACUGCUCUCGUCCGGCCUGAAGAAGAUCAUGGAGGAUUUGAGCACCAGCUUGGAAGAGGAAACCAGGUCACCUUCCUUUCUGACCACAGGACUGAGGGAGACCGGCAGCUCAGAGACCAGUAGCUGGACUGCAGAGGUCAGUACGGACCUCUCUGCAUUGCCCACUGCUGCUACCACUGCAGUGUUCCGGAUGGAAGACAUCUCUUCCAGCCACGCACACGUCGCUAGCUCAGGUCAGUCCACAGAGUCACCACGCGCUCACACAGGGAAAAUCUCCCUGUUCUCUGAGUCCCCUGUCGUGACAGAAUCUGUGCAGGUGACCAUCACCACCCAGACAAGUGCUCUGGGGACAGCAAUGCAGGGCAUGCUCACUGGGGGAACGUCGCCCUCAACAUGGCAGGCAGGGACCACAUCCAUGGAGAGUGACCACCCAGAGGAGACUGGUCUCCUGAGCAUGGGCCCUGAGCAUAUGUCCAGGGCAGGCACGGCCUCUGUGGAGGAAGCAGCCUCUGUCUCUGCCCUGCUGUCCUCCCCUGCGGUGACCCCACCUUCUCCUGCUCCCUCCACGCUACCCGCGAGCAGCCCCUCCUCUCCUCCGGCCACUUCUGCCCAGCUUACCCCUGGUCUCAUGAAGACCACAGAAGUUAUAAGCCCAAGCCCGGAACCAGAAUCCAGUCCAUCUCUAAAUCUGAGUAGCACCCCAGUUAGUGCACUGGGCUCCUCUGAAGUCACCCCAGAGUCAGAGAACGUUCCCCCUUCCUCAGAGGCAGCUGCGACCACAGUGGAGACCACCAGUGCUGCACAAGGACCCCCUUCCUCUGCCCCAGCUGACCCAGAGUCCUCCACAGCCACGUCUCCACAGGUGGCCGCCUCCCCCUUGGGGGACACAAGGUUUGUCCCAUCAACCCCUGACCUCUUUGACACUACCAGGACACACAGAGGGUCAGUCUCCUCUCUGACCACUGGGCUGAGAGCAACCAGCUCCUCUGAGGGAAGCAGCCCAGCAAGAGAGACCAGCGCUGGCCCAUCUGAAGGGGCCACCGGUACUGCCACUACAGUGUCCAGGGCGGAAGUCAUUUCUUCUGCAAAGACACCCGCUGAGGUGUCCUGGACAGAAGUCCUCUCUUCUGGUGAGACACCCACCCGACAGCCAGGUGGAACCCCACAGUCGCCAGAUACCACCACUAGAAAGACGUCUGGAUUCUUUAGCUCCUCUGUCGCGACAGAACCUGCAGACGUGACCAUUCCUGCCAGGUCUGGGCACUCCGGGGGUGUAACACCCAGCACCGUCACUGGAGAAACAUCAAUCACAGCCCCAUGGCAACAGUUCCCUACGGGUGAGACUCAGAGUCCUGACUCGGAAACAAUCACUCCAACGAGGAGGAAUCCCAAGCAGACAUCAAGGGCACAUUCAACCCCUGUGGGCAAAACAGCCUCUGAUGGAUCCUGGAAACCAUUCUAUGAUGCAGCCUCAUCUUCUCCUGCCACCUUCGUAACACCUGAGAGUAGCCGCUCAUCACAUGAUACCAUUUCUUCACGGCUCACAUCUGGUGGGGUGAAGACCACGGACGCUCUGAGCACAAGCCCAGGAGCUGGAACCAGGCCACCUCUAAACGCGAGUACCGCCUCUCUUGAAAUACUGAGCACUUCUGGAGACAUCACAGAUGCUCAGAGAGUCCAUCUGUCCUCAGAAACAGAGACAACCACACAGGACCCUACAAGUCCUGGGCAGGAGGCAUACUCCUCUGUCCCAGCUGGCCCAGACACCAGCAGAGGCACAUCGUCACAGGUCUCCCAUGUCACCAUGAGACAGACACGUGUUUCCACCAUGGUGCGUGCAUUGCCUGACACUGUGCAGACACGCACAGAACCAACUUCCUCUCUGACUAGGAGACUGAGGGAUGCCAGCACUCCUGAGAUGUCCACAGCGACAGCCACUGGCCUUGCUGACAUUCCCAGUGGUCCUACCACAGUGGUCUCAGGCACAGAAGUUGUCUCCUCUGGGGGAAAUUCCCUCCCUGGCCUUGCUCAAGCCACAGGGUCUGCAGAUACCCCUGCUGGAGACACCGCUGCUGGGUUCUCCCGUUCCCCUGUCUUGUCGGAAUCUGUGAGCCUGACCAUCAGCACACAGACUGAUCAUGCCAGGACUGCAACAUGGAGCACGCUCACUGGGGACACAGCAGCCACAACACGGUGGACAAGGACCACGUCAGAGGGGACCUGGAGUCUCCCCCACUCAGAGAUGGGAGGCCUUCUGGGUACAAGUCCUGAGUAUGUGUCACGGCUGAGCAUGGCCUCUGUCUCUGCCUUGGUGUCUCUCCCCACCAUGACCUCACCUUCACCUUCAUCUGUGACUGCUUCUCCUCAGCUCACUACUGGUCUCAUGAAGGCCACGGGAGCUGUGAGUGCAAGCCCAGAACCAGAAUCCAGUCCUCCAAAUCUGAGUAGUGCCUCAGUUGGUGCACUGGGCUCCUCUGAAGUCACCCCAGCGUCAGAGAACGUUCCCCCUUCCUCAGAGGCAGCAGCAAGCACAGUGGAGGCCACCAGACCUGGACAAAGACUCCCUUCCUCUGCCUCAGCUGUCCCAGAGUCAUCCACAGCCACGUCCCCACAGGUGGCUGCCUCCGCCUCGGGGGACACAAGUAUUUCCCCAUCAACCCCCGACUUCUCAGACAUGGAGAGGAUGCACGGAGGGCAAACCCCUUUCCUGGCCACCGAAUGGAGAGCAGCCAGCACCCCUGAGGCGACCAGCUCGGCAGCAGAGACCAGCACUGGCCUUAUUGAAGGGGCCACAGGUGCAUCCACAGAGGUAGCCAGGAGCAAAAUCAUCUCUUCCGGCAGCACCCUUGCUCCUCCCACAACUCAAUACACACAAUGGCCAGAUGUCGCUACUGGAAAGACCUCUGGGGUCUCCAGCUUCCCUGUGAGGACAGAGUCUGCAGACACGACCAUGUCCACUCAGUCAGGUCACGGCAGGGAUCUCCGUGGGCACACGGCAUGGGUGGGGACCCCCUCGAGUGUGACUCGGGGUCUUCCUCACUCAGAGGUCACCACUCCUAGCAGCAGGGGUCCUGCGGACAUGUCGAGGGCUCACCAGCCCUCAGUGGAUACCAUCUCUGACCCUCCCCAGCUGUCUACUCCUGCUGGGACCUCACCCCCUGCCUCCUCCAUGUUGGCAGUGGCUGGCACCUCUUUAUCUCCUUCCAUGCCUUCACUGCCCAUGGCUGGCCUGGAGAAGACCACAGAGGACUCAAGCACACGCGUGGAAGUGGAGAUGAUCACCAGAGUGAGGGAGACCAGUGGCCCUGAGGUGGCCAGGUCGACUGCAGAGACAAACACUGCCCAUUCUGAACUGCCUGCUGGAGCUACCACUGAGGAAACCAGGAUGGAAGCCCUCACUUCUAGCCCAGCUCAAUCCACGGUCUCACCACACACCCUCACUGGGAAGAUCUCCAGGUUCUCCAAGUAUCUUGUCAUGACAGGCUCUGCACACAUGACCAUCACCACCAAAACAAGUACCCCGGGAGCACCAACACAGAGCAUCCUCCCCGGGGAAAAGGCAACCACCGCAUCAAUGGAGACGCAGCCCUCAGAGCAGACAGGUUGUCCGAGCACGGGCCCUGAGGGUGCACUGAGACCACGCACUGCCUCUGUGGGGGAAGCAGCCACCAGCUCUGCCCUCUUGUCUUUUCCUGCCGCGGCCUCACCUUCUGCUGCCUCCUCUACACCAUCAGAGAGCAGCUCCCCCUCCUCUCCGACCGUCUCCUCUAGCCAUGCACAGCUCACCUCUGGUCUGACAGGGCACACACAGCUUUUGAACGCAAGCUGGCAACCAGAACCCAGUCCUUCUCUAAACCCGAGCAGCACUUCAGUGAACAUGCUGGCUUCCUCUGAGGUCACCCCAGAGUCAGAGAAUGUUCCCCCUUCCUCAGAGGCAGCAGCGACCACAGUGGAGCCCACCAGUCCUGGACAAAGACUCCCUUCCUCUGCCCCAGCUGACCCAGAGUCAUCCACAGCCACGUCUCCACAGGGGGCUGCCUCCGCCUCGGGGGACACAAGUAUUUCCCCAUCAACCCCUGACUUCUCAGACAUGGAGAGGAUGAACAGAGAGCAAACACCUUCCCUGACCACUGGAUGGAGAGCAGCCAGUACCCCUGAGGCGACCAGCUUGGCAGCAGAGACCAGCGCUGGCCCUUCUGAAGGGGCCACCGGUGCUGCCGCUGUGGUGUCCAGGACAGGGGUCGUCAUCUCUUCUGGCAGGACACCCAACCCACAGUCAGCUCAACCCACACAGUCAGCAGACGCCACGGCUGGGAAGGCCUCUGGGUUCUCUAGCUCCUCUGGGAUGAUGCAAUCUCCACACACAACCAUCUCCUCCCAGGCCGGUCAUCACGGGGCAGCAACCCACGGCACCCUCAGUGGGGACACCUCAAACACGGCCGUGUGGGUCGGGACCCCCUCCACCGCGACUCCGCACCCUCCUCACUCAGAGGUCACGGUUCUUAGGAGCAGGGGGCCUGAGAACGUGUCAAGGACCCUCCCACUCUCUGUGGAUAAAACAGCUUUGGAGUCUUUCCUGCUCUCGUCCUCGGCCAAGACCUCACCUGCCGUGUCCACAUUAGCAGAGGACAGCCCCCCUUUGGCUCUCACCACUUCUUCACUGCUCACGCCCGGCCUGAAGGGGACCACAGAUGAUCUGACCACCAGCCCGGGAGAGAAAACCAGCCCACCUUUCUUGCUGACCAUGGGAGCGACAGGGACCAGCAGCUCUGAGGCAACCGGCUCAAAUGCAGAGGCCAGCAGUGACCUUUUUGCCUCUCCCGCUGGUGCUGCCACUGAGGUUCCCGGGACGGAAGUCUCCUCUAGCCAUGCACACAUCCCAAGCUUUCUUCCACCCACAGAGUCACCACAAUCCCCCACUGGAAAGCUCUCCAGGCUCUCUAACUCCCCUGCCUUGAUAGAAACCGCAGACCUGAGCAUCACCACCCCAACGGGACAUUUCAAGGCUACAACACACGGUGCCCUGUCUGUGGCAAAGUCAGCCACAGUGUCACGGACAAGGUCCACUGCGGCCGUGACCGCGAGUCUUCCUCGCUCAGGAGGGACUGCUCUCAGAGGCACAGGUCCUGGGGGCGUGUCAAGGACGAGCCCACCCUCUCUGGGUAAAACGACUUCUGACUCUCUGCUGGCCUUCGCUUCCAUGACCUCACCCCCUGAACUCUCUCCCUUAGCAGGGGACAGCAUCUCUUCUCUUUCCACUCUUUCGCUGCUCACGCAUGGCCUGAAGACGAUCACGGAGGAUUUGAGCACCAGCCUGGAAGAGGAAACCAGGCCGCCUUCCUUCCUGACCACGGGACUGAGUGAGCCCAGCAGCUCUGAGGCAGCCAACCCAGCUCCACAGGCCAGCAGGGACGUUUCUGAAGUGCCCCCUGGUGCGACCACUGUGGUGUCCAGGACAGAAGUCAACUCGGGCCGAGCACACAUCCCUAGCCCAGUUCAGCCCACAGCAUCACCACACACCCACGCGGGAAACACCUCCAGAGCCUCUAACUCUCCUGCCACUGUAGCAUCUGCAGACAUGACCGCUGCCACCCCGGCAAGUCAUGCUGAGGACACAACACACAGCACCCUCACUGGGGGAAAAUCAGCCCCAAGCUCUCGGGCAGAGCCUCAGGCAGCCGAGACUCAGAGUGCUCCCAACUCAGAAAUGAACACCUUUAUGGGCGGGAGUCCCGAGAACGUGUCCAGGGCAAGCACGGCCCCCGUGGAGGCGACAACGUCUGGCAUUUCCCCCAGAACAUGGCAUGAUGGGACCUCACCUCCCGUGGCCUCCGUACUUCCCGAGAGCAGCCGCCCUUCCCUCCGCACUGUUACUUCCCUGCUCACCCCUGGCAGGCUGAAGAGCACCGACGUUCCGACCGCAGGCUCUGCAGCUGGAACCGGGUCAUCUCUGAACUUGAGAGCCACCCCACUUGCGGUACAGCCCGCCUCUGUGGACACCACAGACGCAGAGAAAGUCCGUUCUUCAGAAAGUGCCGCGGUCACAUGGCACACAAGUCCUGGACAGGAGUCAUAUCUGUCCGUUCCAGCCGGCCCAGAGACAAACACAGUUAUACCUGCAGGGGUUUCCGAUGCCACCACGGGGGAAGCCAGCGUGCUUACCAUGGUGCCUGCCUUACCGGACACCAGCAGGACGCACACAGAGACAACGUCCUCACCGACAGGCAGACUGAAGGAGACCAGCGCCUCUGAGGUCUCCGCAGCACGGACAGACACAGGCACUCUCGACACGCCAGCUGGUGCUACUGAGGCACCCUCUAGGACAGAACCCGCCCCCUCUGUAGGAAAUCCUACCCUGGGCCUUGCUGAGCCCACAGAGUCACCAGAGCCCCCGGGGAGAAAGAUCACAGAGCUCCCUGGCUACCCUGUCACGACUGGGACUGCAGGCCUGACCACUGCCACCCGCUCAGGUCACUUCAGGACUGCAACACAGAAGCCCCUCAGCAGGGGCGUGUUUACAACAGCACAGUGGGCUGGGGCCAUGUCUGUGGGAACUCAGCGUCUCCCCCACUCAGAGGUGACAGGGCUCCUGGGCACAAGUCCCGGGAAUGUGCUGAGGGUGAGCACGGCCUCCUCCUCCUCGGAGGCCACCACAGUGUCUGCCCUGCUGUCGCUCCCUGCCGCGGCCUCACCCUCUCCUGCUCCCUCCACGUUACCGGCGAGCAGCCCCUCUGCUCCUCUCACAGCUUCUGCCCUCCUCACCUCUGCUCUGGGGAAGACCACAGAAGUUGUAAGCCCAAGCCCGGAACCAGAAUCCAGUCCAUCUCUAAAUCUGAGUAGCGCCCCAGUUAGUGCACUGGCCUCCUCUGAAGUCACCCCAGAGUCAGAGAACGUUCCCCCUUCCUCAGAGGCAGCUGCGACCACGGUGGAGCCCACCAGUCCUGGACAAGGACCCCCUUCCUCUGCCCCAGCUGACCCAGAGUCAUCCACAGCCACGUCUCCACAGGUGACUGCCUCCCCCUUGGGGGACACAAGUAUUUCCUCAUCCACACCUGGCCUCUUUGAUACUGCAAAAACUCACAGCCAGCCAGCUUCUUCCAGGUCCACUGGAUUGAGAGCUACAAGCUACUCUGGGGGGACCAGUUCCCCAGCAGAGGCGAGCACUGGCUUUUCUGGAGGGGCCUCUGGUGCUGCCACUGAGAUAUCCAGGACACCAGUCAUCCACUCUGGCAGCACACCCGCCCCACAGUCAGCUCACAUCCCACAGUCACCAGCCACCCCCACCGGAAAGACCUCUGGGUUGUCCAGCUCCUCGGUCGUGGUGGGUCCUGGGGACAUGGGCGUCUCCGUCCAGUCGGGUCACCGUGGGGCAACAGCACAGAGGACACUCACUGAGGAUAUAUCAGUCGGGACCACAGGGCUGGGGACUCCCUUGACUGUGACACCGAGUCUUCCUCACACAGAGAACACUGCUCUUAGGAGGAGGGGUCCUGAGAACGCACCAAGGACUCGCCCAACCCCUCUGGCUAAAACAACCUCUCAGUCUUCCCUGCUGUCUCCCUCUGCCACGACCUCACCUGCUGUGUCCACGUUAGCGGAGGACAGCCCCUCUCUUGCUCUUACCGCUUCUUCACUGCUCACGUCGGGCCUGAAGGGGACCACAGAUGAUUUUAGCAACAGCCCGGAAGAGAAGACCAGUCCACCUUCUUUCCUGACCAAGGGACUGAGGGAGACCAGCGGCUCUAAUGCAACUGGUUCAACUGCAGAGGCCAGCACUGACCUUCCAGAAUUGCCCACUGGUGCCACCACUGAGGUUAUUGGGACAGAAGUCUUCUCCUUUAGCCAAGUGCACGUCCCAAGCCCAACUCCACCCCUGGAGCCAGCACACACCCCCACUGGAAAGAUUUCCAGGUUCUCCAGCUCUCCUGCUGUGACAGAAACUGGGGAUGUGACCAUCGUCACCCAAACUGGUCACACUGAAAGUACAACACACAGCACCCUAGCUGGGGAAAGGUCAACCACACACUCAGCGGGAGGAUCCCAUAGGGCUGUGACUCAUGACCCUUCCAACUCAGAAAUGACCACUCUAGUGAGCUGGAGUCCUGGGCAUGCCUCAUGGGCAAGCACGGCCUCUGGUGAUGCCCACAAAUCCUUCCACGAUGAGACUGCACCUCCUGUUGCCUCCAUGUUACCCAAAAGCAGCCCCUCGUCUUUUCCAACCGUCUCUUCACUGCUCGCUGCUGGUCUCACACAGACCACGGAAGUCUUGAGCACGAGCCAGCAACCAGGGAGUGUGUUGUCUCUAAAUCUGAGUAGCACCUCAGUUAACGUGUUGGCAGAUUCGGACAAAGUUCUUCCUUCCUCAGAUGCAACAGUGACCAAAGUGGAGACCGCCAGUCCUGGACAAGAAUUGCCUUCCUCUGGUCCAGCUGACCCAGGGUCAUCCAAAGCCACAGCUCCACAGGUCACUCUGCCCACUUUGGGGGAUGUGAGUAUUUCCCUAUCAACCCCUGCCUUUUUUGAAUCUUCAAGAAUGCACAGGGGGCCAACAGCCUUCCUGACCACAGCAUUGAGGACAAACACAGUCUCUGAAGGAACCAGCUCGACGGCAGAGAGCAGCGCCGGCCUUUCUGGAGAGGCCUCCGGUGCUGCCGCCGAGGUGCCCAGGACAGAAGUCACCUCUUCUGGCAGCACGGCUGUGCUACAGCAAGGUCAGGCUGCACAAUCACCACGCAUCACUGCCGGGAAGGCCUCUGUGUCCUCCAGCUCUCCUGCCGCGACAGGAACUGUGGGUGUGACCAUCUCCCUCCAGACAGGUCCUCGUGGGGCUACCACACAGAGGACCCUCAGCAGUGAAGCAAGCAGAACCACAUGGGUGAAGACCCCCACGACCCUGACUUGGGGCCUUCCUCACUCGGAGAUGGCUGCUCUUAGGAGUGCAGGUCCCGAGGCGGUGUCGGGGACUCACCCACCUUCUGGGGAUACACCAAGUUCUGCCCCUUUCCUGCUGUCUUCCCCUGUGGCGACUUCACCCCCUCCGGCUGCUGCUGAAGCAGAGGGCAGCUCCCCUUUAUCUCUUACCACUUCUUCACUGCUCACCUCUGGCCCGAGUGCAAGUCAGGGCACAGCGGCCAGCCAGCUUGCUUCAGUGACCCCGAGACUGAGGGAGGCCAGAAGCCCCGAGGCAACCAGCUCAGCUGCACAGACUGGCACUGACAUUUCUCAGCUGUCCACUGGUGCCACCGCUGAGGUACGUGGGACAGAAGUCAUCUCCUCUAGCCAAGCGCCCAUCCCCGGCCCAGCUCAGUCCACAGAGUCACCACACACCCACUCUGGAAAGAUCUCCAGGUUCUCUAAGUCCCCGGCCGUGGCGGGGUCUUCAGAGAUUACCAUCAUCCCCCAGUCAGCUCGCCGUACAGACACGGCACAGAGCACUCUUCCUGGGGACACAUCAGCCACAAAGUGGUGGGCAAGCAGCACCUCGACCGUGGCCCAGAGUCUGUCCCACUCGGAGGUGAGCGCUCUUACAAGCAGCAGUCCUGACGUCAUGUCUGGGUCAACCCUUCCCUCUGCGCACAAAACCAUCUCUGACUCUUCCAUAGUGUCUCCACCUGCCACGACCUCACCCCUGGCUGUCUCCUCCCCAUCACAAGAAAGUAGUCCCUCCUCUCCAGGUACCAUUUCUUCACUGCUCACAAUGGAUCUGGGUAAGACCACAGAUGUCUUGACUACAAGCCUUGAACCAGUAACAAGUCCGCCUCCAGGUCUCAGCAGCUCCUCAACUGAAAUUCUUACCACCUCUGCGGUCACAACAGCUCCUCCAUCUUCUGACCCAGGGAUGACCCUCGUGGCAUCCAGGAUUCCUGGAGCUGAAGCACGUUCCUCUGUCCCACCUGACUCAGGGGCAUCCAGAGCCAUAUCCUCUCUGGUUUCUGCCACCACCUUGGGAGACACAGGUGUUGCCACCGGAACGGCUGCCCUCUCUGACAUUAAGAUGCCUACUUCACCAGCCUCCUCCCAGACUAGGGGACUGAUGGGGACCAGCUCCUCUGGGGCUACCAACUCCACUGCGGGAAAAACCGCUGGGCAUUCUGAUGUGCCCACUGGAGCUUUUACUGAGAUCACUGGGACAGAAGCCAUUUCCUCUGGGGGAAAUCCCACCUCUGGCUUUGCUCAAUCUACGGAGUCUCCAGAUACCCACGGUGGAAAAAUGACCAGGUUCCCUAUCUCUCCUGUUGUAACAGAACACGCACAGCUGACCACCACCACCCAAAUUACUCACCUCGGGACUACAGCACCAAGCACUCUCGCUGCAGGGCAGCAAACCCCAGCGUGGUGGGUGGGGACUCAGAGUGGCCUAGAGGUGACCGAUCUCCUGAGCAUGGGCCCUGAGAAUGUGCUGAGGGCAACCACGGCCUCUGCAGAUGAAUUAGCCUCUGCCUUUGCUGUGCAGUCUCUCCCUGCCACGGCCUCACCUCCUGUUUCCUCCACGUUACCCGAGGGCAGCCCCUCCUCUCCUCUCACCGCUUCUUCCCAGCUCACCUCUGCUCUGAGGAAGACCACAGAAGUCUUGAGCACAAGCCAGUCCCCGGAAUCCAGUCCAUCUCUAAAUCUGAGCAGUGCCCCAGUUGGUGCACUGGCCUCCUCUGAGGUCACCCCAGAGUCAGAGAACGUUCCCCCUUCCUCAGAGGCAGCAGUGAGUAGGGUGGAGCCCACCACUCCUGCACAAGGACCCCCUUCCUCUGCCCCAGCUGACCCAGAGUCAUCCACAGCCAUGUCUCCACAGGUGGCCGCCUCCACCUUGGGGGACACAAGUAUUUCCUUAUCAACCCCUGCCUCUUUGAACACUACAAGGAUGCACAGAAGGCCAACCUCCUCUCUGCCCACUGAACGGAGAGGCACCAGCACCCCUGAAGGAACCAGCUCAACAGCAGAGACCAGCACUGGCCUUUAUGGAGGGGCCACAAGCGCUACGACUGCAGUGUCCAUGGCAGAAGCCGUCUCUUUGGGCAGCACACCCAUCCCGCAGUCAGCCCACACCCCACAGUCACCAGAUAGCCCCACUGGGAAGACAGCUGGGUUCUCCAGCUCCUCUGUCACGAUGGAAUCUAUAGAUGCGAUCUUCUCUGUCCAGGCAGGGCAUGGCAUGGCUCCAACACAGAGGACCCUCAGUGGGGACACAUCAACCACAGCCACAACCACGUGGGUGGGGACUCAGAGUCUUCCUCACUUGGAGGUGACUGCUCUAAGGAGCAUGGGUCCUGAGAAUGUGGCAAGAACGAGCCCACCUUCUGUGGAUGAAACAAUUUCUGAUUCCUCUCUGCUGUCUCCCCAUGUCAAGACCUCUCUUCCUACGUCUUCCACGUUAGUGGAGGACAGGACCUCUUUUUCUCUUGCCACUUCUUCACUGCUCGCAUCCAGCCUGCAGAAGAACACACAGGAUUUGACCACCAGCCUGGACAUGGAAGCCAGUCCACCUCCUUUCCUGACGACGGAACCGAGAGAGACCAGCAGCUCUGAGGCAACCAGCUCAACUGCAGAGACCAGCACUGGCCUUUCUGAAUCACCUGCUCCUGCUACUACCGAGGUGUCCAGGACGGAUGUCCUUUCUAGACAAGUACAUAUCCAUCGAACAGCUCCACCCAUGCAGUCACCACAAACCCCCAGUAGAAAGGUCUCCACACUCUCUAACCCCCUGGACAUGACAGAAUCUGUAUACGUGACCAUCACCAACCAACGAAGACCUCCCAGGACAACAAUGCAAAGCACCCUCGUUGGGGAAAAGCCGACCACAACACGGCAUGCAGGGGCCAUGUCGAUGGAGACUCACCACUCCGAGGUGGCCGGUCUCCUGAGCACAGGUCCUAAGAAUGUGUCAAGGACAGCCACGGCCUCUAUAGAGGACACAAGCUCUGUCUCUGCCCUGCUGUCUUCACCUGCGGUUUCCCCAGCUUCUCCUGUUCCCUCCACGUCAUCAGAGGGCGGCCCCUCCUCUCCUCUGGCCACUUCUGCCCAGCUCACCUCUGGUCUGAGCAAGACCACAGAAGCUUUAAGCCCAAGCCCAGAGUCAGAAACCAAUCCCCCUCCAAAUCCAAGUAGUGCCUCAGCUAAUGUAUUGACUUCCCCUGAUGUCAUCCCAGAGUCAGAGAACGUUCCUCCUUCUUCAGAUGCAACGAUGACCACAGUGGAGCCCACCAGUGCUGCACAAGGACCCCCUUCCUCUGCCCCAGCUGACCCAGAGUCAUCCACAGCCACGUCUCCACAGGGGGCCGCCUCCGCCUUGGGGGACACAAGGUUUCUCCCAUCAACCCCUGACUUCUUUGACACUACCAGGACACACAGAGGGUCAGUCUCCUCUCUGACCACUGGGCUGAGAGCAGCCAGCUCCUCUGAGGGGACCAGCUCCACAGCAGAGAGCAGUGCUGCCCUUUAUGAAGGGGCCAGUGGUGCCACCACUGCAGUGUCCUGGACAGCCGCCGUCUCUUCUGGCAGCACAGCUGUCUUGCAGCCAUCGCUAACCACACAGGCAGCUGACACCCCCACUGGGAAGACCUCUGGGUUCUCCAGCUCCCCUCUCAUGACAGAGUCUGUGGACACAAACAGCUUCACACAGCCAGGCUCUCGUGGGGCUACCACACAGGGAAGCCCCAGUGAGGACACAUCAACUGGAACCACAUGGGUGGGGACCCCUUCAAUAGGGCCUCAGAUUCUUCCUCACUCAGAUGUGACCACGCCUAGAGGAAAGGGUCCUGGGAGUGACAUGGAAGCCAGCCCACCUUCCUUCCUGACCACAGGUGGGAGGGAGACCAGCAGCUCAACCACAGAGACCAGCCCUGUCCUGCCUGAAUUGUCCACUGGUACCACUACAAAACUGUCCAGGAUGGAAGGCAUCUCCUCCAGCCAGGCACACACUCACAGCCCAGAUCAAUCCACAGAGUCAACACAUAUCCACACUGGAAAGACGACCAGGUUUUCAGACUCCUUGGCAAAGACAGAACUUGCACAGAUGACCAUUACCACCCAAACGGGUCCUCCUACGGCCACAACACAGAGCACCCUCACUGGGGAAAAGUCAUUUACAACACGGUGGGCAGGGGCCACAUCCAUGGAGACUCACCCCUCAGAGGAGACGGGUGUUCUGAGCAUGGGUCCUGAGCACGUGUCCAGGGCAGGCACGGCCUCUGUGGAGGAAGCAGCCUCUGUCUCUGCCCUGCUGUCGUCGCCUGUCCUGACCCCAGCUUCUCCUGCUCCCUCCACAUUCACAGACACCAGUGGCUCCUCCCCUAUGACUGUUUCUCCAUGGCUCACCUCCAGGUUGAUGAAGACCACUGAAGUUGUAAGCACAAGCCCGGAACCAGAAUCCAGUCCAUCUCCAAAUCUGAGUAGUGCCCCAGUUAGUGUAUUGGCCUCCUCUGAAGUCACCCCAGAGUCAGACAACAUUCACCCUCCCUCAGACACAGCAGUGACCGCAGUGGAGACCACCAGUCCUGCACAGGAAUUGCCUUUCUCUGUGCCUGGUGAUACAGUGACUGCCUCUUCCUCUGGGGAUACAAGCAUUUCCCCAACAACCCCUGCAUUCUCUGACACUACGAGGGUGCAGAGAGGAACAGCAUCCUCUCUGACCACUGGACUCAGAGCCAACAGCGCCUCUGAGGGGACCAACUCAACAGCAGAGACCAGCACUGGCCUUUAUGGAGGAGCCGUUGGUGCCACCACUGAGCUGUUCAUGGCAGAAGCCAUCUCUCCUGGCAGGACACCCAUCUCGCAGUCAGCUCAAACCCCACAGUCACCAGACACCCCCACUGGAAAGACAGCUGGGUUCUCCAGCUCCCCUGUCACAACCAAGUCUGUGGACAAAGUCGUCUUCACCCCGUCAGACCACCGUGAGGCUACCACAAAGAGGACCCUCAGUGGGGACACGUCAACCAGAACCACGGGGCCUCAGAGUCUUCCUCACUCAGACGUGACCAUGCCUACAAGGAAGGGUCCUGGGAGUGUGUCAAGGCCUGGCCCAGCCGCUGUGGAUGAGACAGUUUCUGACUCUUCCCCGCUGGUUCCCCCUGCCAUGAGCUCACUUCCUGUAUCCUCCACAGUGGCAGAGGCCAGCACCUCGUUUUCUACUCCUGCUUCUUCACGGGUCACACCUGGCCUCAAGAAGACCACAGCUGACUUGAGCACCACACCGGACGUGGAAGCCAGCCUACCUUCCUUCCUGACCACAGGUGGGAGGGAGACCAGCCGCUCAACCACAGAGACCAACCCUGACCUGCCCGAAGUGUCCACUGGUGCCACAGAAGUGUCCAGGAUGGAAGGCACCCCCUCCAGCCAGGCACACACUCACAGCCCAGUUCUGUCCACAGAGUCACCAAACACUGUCCCAAGUGAUGUCUCCAGGUUCUCUACAUCCCCUGCCAUGACACAACUUGCCAAAACGACCAUCUCCACCCAAACAGCUUCUCCUGGGACAACACAGGGUGCCCUCACUGGGGAAAAGUCAAUCCCAACAUGGCAGGCAGGGACCACAUCCAUGGAGUCCCACCACUCAGAGGUGACCCGUCUUCUCAGCAUGGGUCCUGAGCAUGUGUCCAGGGCAGGCAUGGCCUCUGUGGAUGAGAUAUCCUCUGUCCCUGCUCUCCUGAUUUUCCCUGACAAGACCUCACCUUCCCCUGCUUCCUCCACGUUACCAGAGAGCAGCCCUUCCUCUCCUCCAACUGUUUCUCCACAGCUCACUUCUGGUCUGACGAAGACCACAGAGGGUUUGAACUCAAGCCUGGAACCAGACACCAGCUUGUCUCUAAAUCUGAGUAGUACCUCAGUUGAUACGUUGGCCUCCUCAGAUGCAGCAGUCACCAAGGCAGAUCCCACUAGCCCCGGACAAGAACCCCCUUCCUCUGUCCCAGCUGACCCAGAGACAUCCAUGUCUCCAGAGGUGACCACCUCCCCCUUGGGGGAUACACGUAUUCCCCCAUCAACCCCUGACCUCUUUGACACUGCCAGGAUACACCAAGGGCAAACGUCCUUGACCACGGCAUUGAGAGCAACCAGUACCUCUGAGGCCAGCUCUACAGCAGAGACAAGCACCAGUCCUUCGGAAGGGGCCGGCGGUGCUAGCACUGAGGUGCCCUGGACAGAAACCCUCUCCUCUGGGAGGGCACCCCUCCCACACCCAACUCCACCCCCGAGGUCAGAAGACAUCACCACUGGAAAGAUCUCUGGGUUCUCCAGCUCCACUGACAUGACGGACUCUGCACACACGACCACCUCCAUCCAGUUAGGCCAUGGUGAGGAUGCAUCACAGAGCAGGCUCACUGGGCAGACAUCGACCUCAAGGCCAUGGGCAGAGAACCCCUCAAUUGGGACUCAUGGGCUUCCCCUCUUGGAAGUGACUGUCCUUGUGAGCAAGGGUUCUGAGACUACGUCAGAUUCAAGCCCUCUCCCUGGGGAAGAAGGCCCUGCUGUGUCUUCCCUUCCAUCUUUUCCUGCUGUAACCCCGCCACUUCCUCUCUCCUCUACCUUAUCAGGGGGUACCUUCUCCUCUCCUGUUACCGUUUCUCCACUGAUCACAUCUGACCCGGUGCAAACCAUAAACCAUCUGAGCACAAGCAUUGAACCGGAAACCCUUCCACAUUCUUCCUUGACUACUGGACUGAAGGAUACAGGCACUUCUGAGGCGACCAGCUCAAGUGUGCAGUUAAGCACUGGCAUUUCUGGCUUGCUUAUGGUAGCUACCGCUGAGGACUCUGGGACAGAAUUCGUCUCCCCUAGCAAGACAUCUGACCCACAUCCUGCUCAUUCUGUGAAGUCACUAGGUCUACCAACUGGAACAGUCACCCGGCUGUCAACAUCCCUUGCUGUGACAAAACCUGCAGACAUGGCUAGGAGCACCCAGGCUCUGCCACCUGUGGGUAUGUCAUAUGGUACCCAUGACUGGAACACAUCCAGCAAAAUGUCUUGGUCAAGGAUCCCGUCAACGGUGACCGGGAACUCCGCCCAAUCUGAAGCUCACGCUCUCAUGAGCAGUGGUCCAGAGAUGGCAGCAAGGAUGAGCACUCCCUCUGUGGACAACACCAACCCUGCCUCUCCUCUGAUGCCUUCCCCUGCCACGUCCUCACCCUCCCCUGCUUCUUCCACAUCAGAGGACAGCUCCUCCUCUUCGUUUCCCAUCACUUCACUCCCCGCUUCUUCCCAGGUGAAAACCAAAUAUGUGUUGGGUACCAGCCCAGGUCCACACACCAGUUCAACUCCACAUGUGAGGAGCACCUCAGGUGAGCUGCUGGCGAUUGCUGAAGCCGCUGCAGGCACUGAAACAGUGCAUCUUUCCACGAGGACAUCCAUGGCCACUGUGGGGACCACAGGUUCUGCACGUGAAUCACCUUUUGCUGGCCCAUCUGACCCAGAGAAGCCCAAAGUCACAUCUCUAGAGGUUUCCACCUCCACUAUAGGAGGUAAAAGUGUUUCCACAUCAACUUCUGCCUUCUCAGAUACUCUGAGGAUUCUUACAGAGCUGAGUUCCUCCAUGGCCACUGGACUGUGGGGGGCGGGAGCCUCUGAGGAAACCAGCUCCACUGCAGAGAUGAGUGCUGGCCUUCCGGAAGUGUCCACUGGUGCUACGACACCGGGCCCCAGGACAGAAGACAGCUCCUCUAGCAGAACACUCAUCCACCCUUCUCAGUCUACACAAACACUUGAUGUGGCCCCUGGAAAGCUCUCUGGGUUCUCCAGCUCUCCCAUCAUGACAGAGUCUGUGGACAUGACCAUUGCCACCCUGUCAGGACAUCCUGGGAAUAUAGCACAGACCACCCUUACCCAGGAAACCUCAGCCUCACGGGUGGGGGCCUCCUCAAUUGUGACUCAGAGUCUGCCCCAUUCAGAGGCAACCGCUCCUCUGAGCAGGAGCCCCAGGAGUACGUCAAGGCCAAGCCCACCCUCAGUGGAUGAAACAACCUCUGCCAUGAGUUCACCUGUGUCUGCUUCCUCCUCACUAGCAGAGGAGAGUCCUUCUCCCUCUGUUACUUCACAGCUCACUUCUCUGAAGGUGAAAACCACAGAUGUAUCAGCAAGAAGCCCAGGACCACACACCAGCUCAACUCUGAUCACAAGGAGCACCUCAGGGGAGAUGCUGCCUUCUUAUGAAGCCACUGCAGAUGCUGAAGCAGCAAAUCCUUCCACGGGGAAAGUGAUGACCACUGUGGGGACUACAGGUUCCACGCUGGCUGAUUCAGCGGUGUCCAGAGCCACGUCUUCAAAGGUUUUCUCAUCUACCUUGUGGGAUACUCCAGGGCCCAGCCCUUCUCCGACUGAGAUGGCUUACUUGCUGACUUCAAGCCUGAGGGAGACCAGCACCUCCCAGGGGGUGAGCUCUCGCCCUUCUGAAUUAUCCACUCACGCCACUACUGAGAUCUCCUGGCCAGAGGUCAUCUCCUCGAGCAGAACAUCCAACCCAGGCCCUGCUCAUCCCACAGAGUCACCACAUCACUCAGCUGGGAGGAUCACCAGGCUUUCCACCCCCUCUCUCAUGGCAGAAUCUGCAGAUGUGACCGUCACAACCCAUGGGCCACCCAUGGGGACAUCCUAUGGCACUCGUCACUGGGACACAUCACAUGGAACCGCAGGGCCAGUGACCCACUCAACUGUGACUUGGGGACUUCCCCACGCCAAGGUUAAGGCUGACACGAGCAGCAGUCCUCAGACAAUGUCAGGAAUGAGCAGUCUCCCUGUGGGAAACAGCAUCUCUACCUCCUCCCCGACACCUCUUCGUGCCAUGAGCUCAGCUUCUGCUGCCUCUCCUACAUUAUCUGAGAGUGGCCCCUCCCAUUCUCUGCCCAUGACGUCACCGCUGUCUUCUGCGCUGGAGGAAACCACAGACGCAUUGGGCGUAAGCCCUGCACCUAGCAGCAGUUCAGCUCCCAGCAGAAGCAGCACCUUAGGAGCCACUGCAGACACUAAGGCAACACAUUCUUCCCCAAGGACAGUGGUAACCACUGUGCAGGCCAGUUCUAUUGGGCGGGAAUCCAUUUCCUCUUUCCCAGGCAUCUCAGUUGCACCCAAAUUGACAUCUUCGAUGAUUACCAACUUCACCUCUACAGACCCCUCCAUUCCCACAAUGCCUGGCUCAUCUGAGAUUACCAGGGCCGCCAGGCAACCAACUUCCCCCAAGGCUUCUGGACUGCAGGAGUCAAUCCCCUCUGAGGAGGUCGGCUCUGUCAGCUGGGAAGAGCCUUCUGGCACUACCGCUGGGUUCUCCACGACAGAUGUCACCUCCUCUGCUAGGACACCUGUCUCUGGCCCCCCUCACUCCAAGAUGUCAUCAGACACUUCCACUGGGAAGAUCACAGAAAUGGCCAUAUCCACCCACACAAGUCCUCCCAUGGCUGCAAGGCAGAGUGGAGCCACAUCAACCUUGGCCUCCCAGGCAGGGAUCCGCGUGCCUGUGUCUGAGGGGUUUCCACACUCAGAAGUGACCAUGCUCCCAAGUGGCGGUCCUGAGAGAGCGUCACUGGCAAGUGCUUCCUCUGGGAAGGAACCUAGCCCUGUACAGCCCCCAGUACCUUCUCCUGCCAUGACCUCAACUUCUCCUCUUUCCUUGGCAUCACCAGGGAGUCUCUCCACGUCUCCUGGGUCUGUGGCUUCACUGCUCACCUCUGGCCUGAUGAGGACCUCAGACGUUUGGAGCACAGGUCCAGAGACUGGAACCAGCCCCUCUCCAAAACUGUACAGCACCUUGGCUGAAACACUGACCACCUCUGUAGUCAUCACAGUUUCAGAGGGCAUUCGUCCUCCCCCAGGCACAGCAGUGACCAAUGUGGGUACCACCAAUUUGGGACAUGAACCACAUUCCUCUUCCCCAACCCACUCGGAGUCAUCCAAGGCCACGGAUCCAAUGGUUGCCACCUCCUCCAUGGAUAAGGCUACUACUUACUCAUCAUUGCCUCCAAACUUGGAGGCUACCAGUCUUGAGGCAGAAUCAUUUUCCCAUUCGACUUCUGGAUUAAAGGAAAUCAGCACGUCCCUGUUGGCCACGCCCUCAAAUAUCCCCUCAUCUCCUGUUUUCACUCGCCUUGUGCAGCAGAGUCCUAAGGCUGACAUCACCCCUUCUCUGAAAACUUUGGUCCCACAGCAGCAGUCUGCAUCCUCACAGUAUACUGACACACCAGUGGAGAAAAUGACCCACUCUUACGCCUCUGCAUCUGUUAUGCAGUCCACUGGAGUCACCUCAUCCCCAAGACCCAAGUUUACCACGCCUGUAGCAGAAAGUGCUCACCACAUGAGCACCGAUAUGCUGCCUUCAGGGGCCAUGACUUCAUUUGCUGCAUCUCGAGUUCCGAGAGCCAGCUCAGCCGCCUUUCCAGGCAGUGCAUCCUCUAGGACUGGGGCAAGCCCUGGGGAUGCUACUGCGUCCUCCACUGCAAGGCGUUCACUGUUACCAGCUUCAACGCCAUUCCCCUCGCCUACCUUCACUACCACCGACUCUUUGACCAGCCCCACUCCCCAUGGGUUUGGUUCCUCUCCGGCUGCCUCACAUAUGAUAGAUACCAGUCUUGGGACAGAAAGUAGUGCCACUGAAGGACCGUUGCCUGGGGUCAGUCAUUUGGUAACUUGGAACCAGCCGACUGGGACAUCUUUAUCACCCAUUUUGGAUACCAGCACGACACCGAGUGUUGACUUUGGAAUAGUGACAAGUGCAUUUCAGGUGCCUCCACUCUCAACACAGUUAACAAGAACUGAAGGCAUCGUGGAGCGCAUCACAAAGCAACACGAUGGAGCGGCACAUGGAGGCAUCACAAGAGCAGUCAAAGGCCCCAGGGCAUCCACAUCACCUUCUCAUCCUAAAGGACGACCCACAGAAGGGAUGGAAGGAGCAGGCACUCUGACCACAACAGUCUCUACUCCUGCCUCGGGAACAAUGACGCCCCCCACGGCAUCCGAGAAGACGUCCAGCACAAGCACAGCAGGAAUGGUUGUUACAAUGUCAGCAGUGUCCUCCGAUGUCCCACUGAUGACAGCCUCUCUUGCCACCAGGCACGGGGCAGAGACCAGCACAGCCAUGCCCGGGACAACCUCGUCUGUUUUCAGUAGUGCACCAGAGACCACUGUCUCUUCAGUCCCUGGUCUGGGGGCAGAGACCAGUCCAGCUGUUACAUUUCUGACUGUUUCACAUGGUGAGCCAGCUGCAACAGCCUCACGGGUCAGCCACCCUGCAGAUACCAUCUCAAAUUUUUCCAAGACAACUCUGAGUGUCUCAUAUAAUGAAUCAGAUACCACACCCUCAACAAGCAUCGAUCCUGGCGCAGAGGUCAGUUCAGCAGUUCUAACCCCCUCAGCCUCCGCUGAGGUACCAGAUACGGUGACCUCACUGCCUACCAGUCCUGGGGCAGACACAAGUAUGGUUAUGCCAAUUACUGAUUCCCCAGAUGGACCAGAGACCACAGCCUCAUGGGCCACUCACCCUGGAGUGCUGACCAGUCAUUCCGUUCCAUCUCCAGCUAUUUCUCCCAGCGUGCCAGGGUUGCUGACCUCACUGGAUACUAGUACUGCGGCAAGGGCCACCUCAGCUGUUCCAACCCUGACUGUUUCCCCUGGUGAGCCAGAUUCAACAGCCUCCUGGGCCACCCUUCCUGCAGGGACCAGGCCACCUGUGUCCGGAACAACUCCCAAGUUUUCUCAGAGUAAAUCACACACCACACCCUCCAUGGCCACCAGUCCCAGGGCAGCAGCAAGUUCAGCACUUCCAAAAACAACUCUCUUGCCUGGUAUGCCAGAAAAUCUGACAUCACUGGUCCCUCAUUCCAGGACAAACAUCAGCACAACUUUUGUGACAAUGACUGAAUCCCAACAUGGUCCAGAGACGACAACUUCGUGGGUCACUCAUCCUGUAGAGUCCAGCCCAACAACACCCAGGACGAGCCCAGGUUUUUACAACAUUGAGGCCACACCCUCAAUGGCCACCAGUCCUGGUGCAGAAGCCAGGUCAAAUGUUCCGACUACAACUGUCUCACCUGGUGGACCAAGGGAGGUGAGCUCACAGACCACUAGUUCUGGGACAGACACCAGGACAACACCAGUACCACUGACCCUUUCUCCUUCUGAAGCUGUGCCCACAGCCUCAUCAAUCACCCAUCCUGGAGCACAGGUCAGUUUAGCUGCUCCAGUUCCAACUGUUUUACCUGGUUUAUCAGGGAUGGUGACCUCACUGGUCACUAGUCCUGAGAGAGAGACAGGUAAAACCAUUCCAAUUCUGACUGCUUUCCCCGAUCAACUGUAUACCACAGCCUCCUGGGUCAGCCAUUAUGGGACAGAAGCCAGUUCAGCUGUGACAACUGUAACUGUGUCACCUGGCACACCAGAUAUGGCAACCUCACUGUUCACAAAUACUGGGAUGGACACAAGCACAACUCAAGCAACCCUGACUCUUUCUCCUUCUGAACCACAGACCACAAACUCAAUGGUUACCCACAUUGGGGCACAGACAAGUACAGCCACUCCAUUAGGGAUGGUGACCUCAUCGGUCACUAGUUCCAAGACAAAGACUGAUUCUAUUUUUCCAACUCUGGCUGUCUCUGUGGAUCGACUGGAAAACACAGCCUCCUGGGUCACCCAUCCUGAAACAGAUGUCAGUUCAGCUAUUCCCACUUUGACUUUUUCCCCUGGUGGCCUAGAUACAAAAACCUCAUUGGUCACUCAGCCUAUAGAGGUCAAUGCAGCAGCACCCAGAACAACCCCCAGUUUUUCCUAUAGUGGGUCAGAUACCACAUCUUCGAUGGUCAUCAAUCCUAGGACAGAAGCCAGUUUAACUGUCCCAACUUCUAUUUCUAUUGGAGUACCAGGAGUGGUGACCUCAUUGGUCACUAGCUCCAGGACAGUGACUGGUACAAGGAUUCCAACUCUGAUGCUUUCUCAUGGUGAACCAGAAACAUCAGCCUCAUGGGGCACCCAUCCUGGGUCAGAGGCCAGUUCAACUGCUUCAACUUUGACUGUCUCCCCUUCACUGGCCUCUAUUUCUGGAGUACAACACAGUGCAUUUCCAACUCUGAUGAUGUCCCCAGGUCAACAAGAGACCACAGCCUCAUGGGGCACCCAUCCUGGGUCAGAGGCCAGUUCAACUGCUUCAACUUUGACUGUCUCCCCUUCACUGGCCACUACUUCUGGAGUACAACACAGUGCAUUUCCAACUCUGAUGAUGUCCCCAGGUCAACAAGAGACCACAGCCUCAUGGGGCACCCAUCCUGGGUCAGAAGCCAGUUCAGCUGCUUCAACUUUGACUGUCUCUCCUAGUGUACCAGGGUUAGUGACUUCACAGGCCACUACUUCUGGAGUACAACACAGUGCAUUUCCAACUCUGAUGAUGUCCCCAGGUCAACAUGAGACCACAGCCUCAUGGGGCACCCAUCCUGGGUCAGAGGCCAGUUCAACUGCUUCAACUUUGACUGUCUCCCCUUCACUGGCCACUACUUCUGGAGUACAACACAGUGCAUUUCCAACUCUGAUGAUGUCCCCAGGUCAACAAGAGACCACAGCCUCAUGGGGCACCCAUCCUGGGUCAGAAGCCAGUUCAGCUGCUUCAACUUUGACUGUCUCUCCUAGUGUACCAGGGUUAGUGACUUCACAGGCCACUACUUCUGGAGUACAACACAGUGCAUUUCCAACUCUGAUGAUGUCCCCAGGUCAACAAGAGACCACAGCCUCAUGGGGCACCCCUCCUGGGUCAGAAGCCAGUUCAGACAUUCCAACUUUGACUGUCUCCCCGAGUGAGCAGGAUACAACAGUAUUAUCAGUAACCCAUCCUGCAGAGACCAGCCCAAAUGUCCCCAACACAAUCUCAAGCUUUUCCCAUGGUGAAUCAUAUGGCAUACCUUCAAUGGCCACCAGUUCUAGGGCAGAAGCUGGUUCAACCAUUCCCAUAACAACUAUCUCACCUGAUGUACCAGAUAUGCUGACAUCACCAGUCACUAGUUCUGGGAUGGACACCAGCACAACUUCUCCAGCAUGGACUGUGUCCCCACAUGAGUCAGAGGUAACAGCCUCAUGGGUCCCUCAUCCUACAGAGACCAGGACCUUGAGUUUUCCUCACAGUGAAUCAGACACUACAGACUCAGUGGGCACCAGUCCUGGUGCAGAAGCCAGUUCACCCAUUUCAAUUCAAACAGUUUCACCUGGUAUACCAGGAACAGGAACUGCUAGUUCUGGGAAAGAUGGCAACAUGACUGCUGUAACUCUGACUCUUUCUCCUGCUGAGAAAGAGAGCACAAACACACUAGUCACCCAUCCGGAAUCACAGACCAGUUCUGUUCCAGUUCUUACUGCUUCCUCUGGUGAGCCAGAGACAACCGCCUCAUGGGUCACUCAUCCUGCACAGACUCGUGCUUCUGUUUCCAGAGUAAUCCCAACUUUUUCCCAUGGUGAAUCAGACAUGACACCUCUAUCGGCCACCAGUCAUGGGGCAGAAGCCAGUUCAGUCGUGUCAAGAGGGACCAUGUCACUGGGGGGACAAGAUACGCUGACCUCCCAGGUCAUUGGUUCUGGAGCAGUGAUGAGUACAAUUCUUCCGACUGUGACUUACUUUCCUGGUGAGCCAGAGGCUACAGCCUCAUCGGUUACCCACCCACGUUCCGAGUCAAGCACCAAAUCUUCAGCCUCAACUGUUUUUCCUCAUUUGUUGGAGACCACAGCCUCACCCUCCACCAGAACUGGGGUGGGAGUUAGUACGGCUCUUCCAACUCAGACUGCAUCCUUUGGUGGGCCGAAGACAACAUCUCUCUUCAGCCAGCCUGUGACGGAUACCAGCAGAGUUGGUCUAGGUUCGACUCUUUCAACUGCUGCUCCCAUGGAAACAUCCUCAUUAGCCACUCAUCCCAGGACAGAGACCAGCACAACAAUCCCAGCUUCAGCUGUUUCCCAUGGUGUGUCACACACCUCAGGCUUAUGGGUUACCAGCCCUUCAACAGAGGCCAGCACAGGUAGUCCUAUUCCAACUGUCUUUACUGGUGUCCCUGGGGUUGCCAAUACUCCUACAAUGACUGGUGAGCUCAGUACUGUAAUUGUAACAGAAACCUCACCAUUUAUGACUUCAGUUGGACUCCCAGAUAGUUCCAGGAUGGUCACAGGUACAGAGACCCCAACGUCACCCACAACCAGUCACAGCAAAGGAGCAAGUCCAACCACUGUCCUGAAAACUUCAGCUGUUGAGAUCAUGAAUUUGCUUGCCACAGGUUUUAGCCCCACCAUGGCUGAGACCACAGCCCCCUUCAGUACCUUGGUUGGAAACCCCUUUGCCCCUGUGACCAUGUCUGGGAUGUCCACCUGGGCCUGUGAGAGUAUGGCAGGAAUGAUCCAGGACCUGACUCAGCAUAGGUCUCCUUUUACUUCCACUGCAGCUGGGGUUCCUGCCUUGAUACCUUUCACUGUCAACGUCACCAUCACUAACCUGUACUACAUGGAGGACAUGGGCCACCCAGGCUCUGGGAUAUUCAAUGCCACUGAGAGGACCCUGCAGCAACUGCUGGAGGUCUUGUUUGAGAACAGCAGUGUUGGUUCCCUUUAUGCUGGUUGCAGGCUGACCUGGCUCAGGGCUGAAAAGGGUGGCACAUGCACCAGAAUGGAUGCCGUCUGCACCUUCCACCCAGACCCCACACUGGACAGAGAGCGGCUGUAUUGGGAGCUGAGCCGGCUGACCCGUGGUGUCACCCGCUUGGGCUCCUACACCCUGGACAGGGACAGUCUCUACAUCAAUGGUCCUGUGACCACAUUCUCCCCAGAAUCCCCAACAUCUGCGACCUCCACCCCCAGACCUACAGCUGAUGAGUUCCUGUGUGGUCUGACCCUGGUGCCCACCCAGCCUCAGCCUGCACACUCUGUUCCUUGCUUCCUUCUUCUCUGGCCACAUCAGCCUCAUUUCUGUUCCCAUGGGGCUCAACAUCUCUUUCUCUUUCUGACUCUACCUCCUUCACCUCUCCCUCCUGCUGUGGGCCCAGUCCUGAUGCCAUUCACCCUCAACUUCACAAUCACCAAUCUGCAUUAUAAGCCAGACAUGGGGCACCCAGGCUCCUGGAACUUCAGCUUCACGGAGAAGGCCCUGAAUCGCUUGCUGGAGCCCUUGUUCAAGAACACCAGUCUUGGAUCCAGCUACUCGGGUUGCAGACUGACCUUGCUCAGACCUGAGAGGAAUGGGGCAGCCACUGGCGUGGAUGCCGUCUGCACCUACCGUCCUGACCCCAUGGGUCCCAGUCUGCGCAGAGAGCAGCUGUACCAGGAGCUGAGCCAGCUGACCCACGGCGUCACCCAACUGGGCCUCUUCACCCUGGACAGGAGCAGCCUCUAUGUCAAUGGCAUGGCCUCCUUUUCUCCCUCCCCUGCUGCAGUGGCUGUCCCCUUCCUGGUGCCCUUCACCCUCAACUUCACCAUCACCAACCUGCAAUAUGAGCACGACAUGCAGCGCCCAGGCUCUGGGAAGUUCAACAGCACGGAGAGCAUCCUGCAGGGUCUGCUCAAACCCUUGUUCAAGAAUAGCAGCCUGGGAUUCCUCUACACGGGCUGCAGGCUAGCAUCGCUCAGGUCUGAGAAAGAUGGGGCAGCCACCAGAGUGAACGCCAUCUGCAAACAUCGCCCUGACCCUAAAGGCAUGGGACUACAGAGAGAGCGGCUGUACUGGGAGCUGAGCCAGCUGACCCAUGGCGCCACUCAUCUGGGACCCUAUAGCUUGGAGAGGGACAGUCUCUGUGUUGAUGGUUUCACCCACAGGAGUUCUGCAACCAUCACCAGCGCUCCCAGGACCUCUAGAGUGGACUUGGGAAUGUCUGGGAUUCCAUCCUUUUUCUCUGUGCCCAUGGCUGCCAGCCCUGCCCUGGUGCCCUUCACCCUCAACUUCACCAUCACCAACAUGCCCUACGUGACAGACAUGCAGCCCGGCUCUGCGAAGUUCAACUCCACAGAGUCAAUCCUACAACGCCUGCUCAAGCGCUUGUUCAGCAGCAGCAGCCUGGGUUCACUUUACACUGGGUGCAGACUGACGGCACUGAGACCUGAGAAAGGUGGAACCGCCACUGGAGUGGACACCAUCUGCACCCACCGUCCUGACCCUGCAGGCCGUGGGCUGGACAGGGAGCAGCUCUACUGGGAGUUGAGCCGGCUGACCCAUGGUGUCACCCAGCUUGGCUCCUACGUCCUGGACAAAGACCAUCUCUACAUCAACGGUGAGCAUCCCAUGGCCAUGGUGGAGAGUCCCACCUCACUCUUCCCCAUUCCUGCAGGUUACACCAGACCAGUCUUGACUUCUGUGCCCAGUGUUGCUGUGGCCCUCUCCUUGGGAACCUCAGCUGCUCCAGCCUCUUCCCUCAGCCCCACAGCCGCUGGCCCUGCCCUGGCACCCUUCACUCUUAACUUCACCAUCAACAACCUGAAUUAUACAGAGGACAUGCAGCCUCCAGGAUCUGGGAAGUUCAACAAAAUAGAGAAAGUUCUCCAACGCCUGCUGUCGCCCUUGCUCAAGAGCAGCACGGUUGGCUCCCUCUACUCUGGCUGCAGACUGACCCUGCUCAGGCCCAGGAAGAACGGAGCAGCCACAGAGGUAGAUGCCGUCUGCACCUACCGCCCAGACCUUAUGGGGCCCAAGCUGGACAGAGAGCAGCUGUACUGGGAGCUGAGUCAGCUGACCCACGGUGUCACUCGGCUGGGCAACUACACCCUGGACCAGGACAGUCUCUACGUCAACGGUUAUACUCAUCAGGCCGCAGCAUCCAUCCCCGGGGGUGAGUACUCUGUGACCCCAACGAUGCUGCCUCUGUCAGAGAAGGAAGCAGCCACAGCACCAUCCCUGGUGCCAUUCACCCUCAGCUUCACCAUCACCAACCUGCCCUAUGCGGAUGGCAUGCAGUCUUUAGGUUCCUGGAGGUUCAACAUCACAGAGGAGGUCCUGCAGGGCCUGCUUGGGCCCUUGUUCAGGAACACCAGCAUCGGCCCUGUGUACUCUGGUUGCAGACUGACCUUGCUCAGGCCCAGGAAGGAUGGGGCAGCCACAGAGGUGGACGCCGUCUGCACCUACCGCCCUGACCGCACGGGCCCCAAGCUGGACACAGAACGGUUGUACUGGGAGCUAAGCCGGCUGACCCAUGGUGUCACCUGGCUGGGGAACUACACCCUAGACCAGGACAGUCUCUACGUCAACGGUUACACCCACCAGGCUGCAGCACCCACCCCCAGGGGUGAGUACUCUGUGACCCCAGAAACUGAGGGUGGUCUCUCCUCUUCUUCCCCUGCUGUAGCCACAGGACCACCCUUGGUACCAUUUACUCUCAGCUUCACCAUAACGAACCUGCAGUACACGGACGGCAUGCACCCCGCAGGCUCCUGGCAGUUCAACACCACAGAGAAGGUCGUGCAGCGCCUGCUUGGGCCCUUGUUCAGGAACACCAGCAUCGGCCCCCUGUACUCCGGCUGCAGACUGACUUUGCUCAGGCCCAGGAAGGAUGGGGCAGCCACAGAGGUGGACGCCGUCUGCACCUACCGCCCAGACCUUAUGGGCCCCAAGCUGGACAGAGAGCAGCUGUACUGGGAGCUGAGCCGGCUGACCCACGGUGUCACUCGGCUGGGCAACUACACCCUCGACCAGGACAGUCUCUACGUCAACGGUUAUACCCAUCAGGCUGCAGCACCUACCUCCAGGGGUGAGCCCCGUCUGUCCCCUGUAUCCAUCCCAUGCCUCUCCUCUCCCUCCCCUGCUGCAGCCCCAGGGCCACCCCUAGUGCCGUUCACCCUCAACUUCACCAUCACCAACCUGCACUAUGUAGAGGGCAUGCAGCCUCCAGGCUCCUGGAAGUUCCAAACAGAGAAGCUCCUGCAGCACCUGCUCGGGCCACUGUUCAAGAACACCAGUGUCGGCCCCGUCUACUCCAGCUGCAGACUGACCUUGCUCAGGCCGAGGAAGGAUGGGGCAGCCACAGAAGUGGACGCCGUCUGCACUUACCGCCCUGACCCCACGGGCCCCAAGCUGGACAGAGAGCGGCUGUACUGGGAGCUGAGCCGACUGACCCACGGCGUCACCCGCCUGGGCAACUACACCCUGGACCAGGACAGUCUCUAUGUCAAUGCUGGCCUCACUCAGCACGGCCUCUCCUCUCCCUCCCCUGCUGCAGCCAUGGAACCAGCCCUGGUAGCCUUCACUCUCAGCUUCACCAUCACCAACCUGCUCUACACGGAGGCCAUGCAGCCUCCAGACCCCUGGAAGUUCAACACCACAGAAAGGGUCCUGCAGAGCCUGCUUGGGCCCUUGUUCAGGAACACCAGCAUCGGCCCCCUGUACUCUGGCUGCAGACUGACCUUGCUAAGGCCUGAGAAGGAUGGGACAGCCACCACAGUAGAUGCCAUCUGCACCUACCGAGCCCACCCCACAGACCCUGGGCUGGACAGAGAGCAGCUGUACUGGGAGCUGAACCGACUGACCCACGGCGUCACCCAGCUGGGGCCCUACGCCCUGGACCAAGACAGUCUCUAUGUCAACGGUUACACCCAUCCAACCUCAAGCACUACUCCCAAGACAGCUGUGACCAUUGUAUCCUCCGUGUCAUCAUCUCUGCCUCCAUCUCCCCCAACCAGGCCUACAGGGACCAACAUAGUUCAGGGUCCACCUGGGUCCAGCCUGUACCGCACUUUUGAAUCCUGCUCCACGCUCCUCCUCCUGGGCCUCAUUCAGGCCCCCUUGGUCUUUGACCCUGAUGACAUCACUGUCUCCCAAACUUGCUCCUUCCCCUCAUCACCAAAGACGCAGCUUUUGGUCACCCCUGAUGGCGCUUCCUCUGGGAAGCGCUCCUCAUCCAUUGCCACUGGCCUGAGCCUGGUACCCUUCACCCUGAACUUCACCAUCACCAACAUGCACUACACAGAGGAGAUGGGGCACUCAGGUUCUUCAGAGUUCAACUCCACCAACAGGAUCCUACAGUACCGGCUCAGGACCUUAUUCAACAAGACCAGUGUUGGCACCUUCUACGCUGGCUGCAGCCUGGCCGCUCUCAGCCUUGAGAAGGGAGGAGCAGCCACUGGUGUGAACUUUGUCUGCACUUUCCAUUCUGACCCCUCACGUCCUGGACUGGGCAGAGAGCAGCUGUACUGGGAGCUGAGCCGGGAGACCUAUGGCAUCACCCAGCUGGGCUCCUUUGCCCUGGACAGGGACAGUCUCUAUGUCAAUGAUUACACCUACGGAGCCAUGGCCCCAACUACCACCACUGAUGAGGUCAGUGAGGAGCCCUUCACACUGAACUUCACCAUCAACAACCUGCGCUACUCUGCCAACAUGGGCCACCCUGGCUCCCUCAAGUUCAACAUCACAGACACCCUCAUGCAGCACCUGCUUAGCCCCUUGUUCCAGAGGAGCAGUCUGGGUGCCCGAUAUGCCGGCUGCAGGGUCAUCAUGCUAAGGUCUGUGAAGAACCGUGCCCAUACACAGGUGGACAUCCUGUGUGCCUACCGCUGGCCCCCUGGCAGCCCGCAGUUGUCUGCCAAGCGCGUGUUCCAUGAGCUGAGCUGGCAGACCCGAGGCAUCACCCAGCUGGGCCCUUACUUCCUGGACAAAGACAGCCUGCACGUCGACGGUUACAAUGAACGUGGGCCAGAUGAGCCUCCUACAACUCCUGAGCCAGCCACUGCAUUACCGACUUCUCCAUCAACAUCUGUGUGGCCAGAAGCCACCACAGCCACAGGGCACACCCUGAAGACCCUCACACUCAACUUCACCAUCUCUAACCUCCACUAUUCACCAGACGUAGGCAAUGGGUCAGCCACACUCAACUCCACUGAGCGGGUCCUGCUGUACCUGCUCGGAUCGUUGCUCCAGAACAGCAGCCUGGGCCCCUCCUACUCAGGCUGCAGACUGACCUCCCUCAGGUCUGAGCAGGACAGGGUGGGCACUAGCGUGGAUGUCACCUGCACCUAUCGCCCUGACCCCACACACCUAGUGCUGGACGUGCAGCAGCUCUAUGGAGAGCUGAGCCAGCUGACCCAUGGUGUCACCCAGCUGGGCCUGUACAGCCUGGACAAGGACAGCUUAUUUGUCAAUGGCUAUGCACCCCAGCACGUGGCGCCCAUCCAGAGCGAGUACCAGCUCGAUUUCCACAUCAUCAACUGGAACCUCAGCAAGGCAGACCCCAGCUCUGCAGAGUACCUCGCCCUGCUGACAGACAUCCAGGACAAGGUCACCAGACUCUACACGGGGAGUCAACUACGAGAUGUGUUCAGCUCAUGCCUAGUCACCAACUUAACGUCGGGCUCUCUGUUGGUCACUAUGAAAGUGCUGUUCUCCUCCAAUCUGGACCCCAACCUGGUGAAGCAAGUUUUUCUAGAAAAGACCUUGAAUGCCUCAUCCUACUGGCUGGGUGCCACCUACCAGUUGACAGGUCUGCAUGUGACAGAAAUGAGGCCAGCAGUUCAUUUACCUACAGAAAAACCAACAAGAAGUCCCAGCUCCCAGCAAUUCCAGCUGAAUUUCACCAUCACCAAUCUGUUCUACUCCCAAGACAUAGCGCAGGAAGGCAGUGCCAAAUACCAGCGGAACAAAAGAAGUAUUGAGGACGCGCUCAACCAGCUCUUCCAUAACAGCAGCGUCAAGAGUCACUUUUCCCAAUGUCAAGUUGUAGCGUUCCGGUCUGUCCCUGACAGCGACCAUACCAAAGUGGACUCCUUGUGUGGCUUCUCAUCUUUGGCUCGGAGACUGGACAGAGUCAUUAUCUACGAGGAGUUUGUGCAGAUGACCAAGAAUGGUACCCAGUUGCGGAACUUCACCCUGGACAGGGACAGCAUUCUUGUGGACGGGUAUUCUCCAAGCAGAAAUGAUGCUGUGAUUAGGAAUUCAGACCUUCCCUUCUGGGCCAUCAUCCUCAUCUGCCUGGCUGCAUUCCUGGGACUCAUCACGUGCCUGGUCUGCUGCUUUCUGGUGGCCACCCGCCUGCGGAGGAAGGAGGGAGGCUACGAGGUCCAGCGCCGCCGCCUGGGCUACUAUCUGCCACAGCUGGACCUGACGAAGCUGCAGUGA